AUGGCGAAAUUGUUUGAUAACCCCGCCGAGUUGAGUGCCGGUUGGAGUUGUUCACAGGAUGCCCGGACCGAAUGGGCGGUCGAUGGUCGGGAUUGGAUGUUGAACCGGAUGUUCGCGGAGCGGGAGGAGCAGAAGAGGUUCAUCCACCAUUGCCGCGAGGAGUAUUUACGCGCCGUCCGUCGGUGGAAAGAGCAGUUGGUGGUGUUGGUGCAUUUGUCGGCCGGGGCACCCGCGCGAGCGACGGAGUUGUUAAGCAUCCAGCACAAGAACGCCGCGGAAGCCCAGGCCCAGCGAGGGAUAUUCAUCGAGAACCAGAUGAUGGCGUUCGUGAUCACGUAUCACAAAGGGUACAGUGCGAGUGGCCGGUUCAAGGUCAUCCAUCGGUUCGUGCCGGAUGAGGUGGCCGAGUUGGUGGCGUAUUAUUUGUGGUUGGUGCAGCCGUUCGUCGAGUAUUUGCAGUUCGUUUCCGGGCAAUACAUGGACGAGCCGACAUCGUUUUUGUGGGAGCCGGAAGCCGAGGAGGGAUGGGGAGCGGGAGAAGAUGAGGAGAUCCUGUUGUUCGAAUGA
This is a messenger RNA of Recurvomyces mirabilis, 567 nucleotides long. RefSeq lists its product as uncharacterized. The record is from RefSeq and is a predicted model, not a curated record. The transcript is spliced from 2 exons. Lineage: Eukaryota; Fungi; Ascomycota; Dothideomycetes; Mycosphaerellales; Teratosphaeriaceae. The coding region runs from base 1 to 567 and encodes 188 amino acids.